GUUGAGCUGCGCGAGGAGCCGGGCGGUGGCUGGGGCGGGCGGGCAGGCCCGACCCGAUUUCCCUGCCGCUCCCCUUGCCGCUUGGUGAGUGGGCAUGUGAAGCCGGGGCCGGGGCCGGUGGACGGCCGCUAGGAUUUGCAGGAGGAGACUGGAAGUGUUCAUCAGACCCCAGAGGGGACCAACAAAAGGCUGGAGACUGAACGCUGACAGAGGCAAAAAUCUGCUAACUCAGGGGGCAGACUGCACCAGCGCUGCGAGCAGGCCUGGGGAAUGAGCCCCCGAUCUCCCGACGGUGCCUCCUGCGGCUGCACGGCUGCCUCGGGCUGUCUCUGCCUCUGCUCCUGGCGCUGGCUCUAUCCCUCGCUAGGGUCCCCCUUCCCUGUGCCACAUGGGCCCUCUGUUUUCCACCAGGACCAUGAGGCUCUGGGGGCCUCGGAGCCUGGGGGUGGCUCUGGGAGUGUUCAUGACCAUUGGAUUUGCCCUCCAGCUCUGGGGGGGCCCCUUCCAGAGGAGGCUCCCUGGGCUGCAGCUCCGACAGCCCUGGGCCCCAUCCCCACGGCCAGCUGUCUCGUCCUGCCCACCCCGGCAGCGACUCGUGUUCCUGAAGACACAUAAAUCCGGGAGCAGCUCUGUGCUGAACCUGCUUCAUCGCUAUGGGGACCGCCACGGGCUGCGCUUUGCCCUCCCCGACCGCUACCAGUUCGGCUACCCAAGGCUUUUCCAGGCUUCUCGGGUCAAAGGCUACCGCCCCCAGGGCGGGGUGGGCACCCAGACCCCCUUCCACAUCCUCUGUCACCACAUGAGGUUCAACCUGAAAGAGGUCCUUCAGGUCAUGCCUUCGGACAGCUUCUUCUUUUCCAUUGUCCGAGACCCAGCGGCUCUGGCCCGCUCUGCUUUUUCCUACUAUAAAUCCACCUCAUCGGCCUUCCGCAAGGCACCGUCCUUGGCUGCCUUCUUGGCCAAUCCUCGAGCCUUCUACCGAUCUGGGGCCCGUGGGGACCACUACGCCCGCAACUUACUGUGGUUUGACUUUGGCCUCCCCUUCCCCCCAGAGAUGAGGCCCAAGAGAGGGAAUCUUCAUCCCCCCAGGGACCCCAAUGCCCCCGAGAUACACAUCUUGCCUUCUGCCACUGGCCCUCGAGCCCAAACCAUAGACCCCAAUGCUGUCUUCCAACCUGUUUCCACUGUUGCUGAUGGCCGCGGUCAGACAGGCAGCCCUGCCUCUUUAGAUCUGGGGUCCUCGUCCUUCAUCCAGUGGGGUCUGGCUUGGCUGGACUCCAUCUUUGACCUGGUCAUGGUGGCUGAGUACUUUGAUGAGUCAUUGGUUCUGCUGGCAGAUGCCCUGUGCUGGGGCCUGGACGAUGUGGUGGGGUUUGUGCACAACGCCCAGGCUGGAGGUGAGCAGGGUCACGACACCGUCGGCAACAGUGGACUGACUCCUGAGGAUCGGCAGCUGACCGCUCGGGCCCGAGCCUGGAACAACCUGGACUGGGCUCUCUACGUCCACUUCAACCGCAGUCUGUGGGCCCGGAUAGAGCAGUACGGCCAGAGCCGGCUGGAGAGCGCUGUGGCCAAGCUCAGGGCUCGCCGGGAGGCCCUGGCUAAACACUGCCUGGAAGGGGGUGAGGCUUUAGACCCCAAAUACAUCUCUGACCGUCGCUUCCGCCCCUUCCAGUUCGGAUCAGCUAAAGUGUUAGGCUACAGACUUCGCAGCGGACUGAGCCCUCACGACCGGGAGGAGUGUGAACGCCUGGCCACCCCGGAGCUACAGUACAAGGACAAGCUGGAUGCCAAGCAGUUCCCCCCGACAGUCUCCGUGCCCCUCAAGGCAUCACGGCUGCUCUCCCCAUAGGCAUCAGCCACAGACGGCAGCGUGGAAGGGCAGCUGUGCUGAGGGGGGUCAGAGGCGGCUCUAGGGACUAGGGGACUUUGUCCGGAUGCCUGCGGGCCUUUGCCCCUGGACAGCCCGCGGCUGGGCUCCCCUCCCCUUCCCCUUCCCAGCCCCAAGGCAGGUCCGUGUGGUGCUCUCCAAAGUCCCCCCCCCCCCCGCCCCGGGAGGAGCAAAAGUGGAGUGAGCCAGAGAAAGUGUGGGGCAUGGUGAGUCGGAAACAGAAGUCCACUUCUGUACGAGGUAUUUUGUUACUGAACUGUUUGUUCCUUUCACUGCCAAACGUUUGUUGAAUGAAUAAAUAACUUGGAACUUCCA
Molecule: messenger RNA, 2206 nt
Organism: Lepus europaeus (European hare)
Lineage: Eukaryota; Metazoa; Chordata; Mammalia; Lagomorpha; Leporidae
Gene: GAL3ST4
Product: galactose-3-O-sulfotransferase 4
Exons: 4
Coding region: 389-1852 (487 amino acids)
Biological process (GO): glycolipid biosynthetic process
Cellular component (GO): membrane
Molecular function (GO): galactosylceramide sulfotransferase activity
Source: RefSeq, a predicted model, not a curated record